ACCAGGGGAGAGCGCGAACGCAGUCCCCCACUACCACAAAUUAUGCAGUCGAGUUUCCCGCAUUUGGGGAAAUCGCAGGGGUCAGCACACCCGGAGUGCAAGGGAUGAGCCUCGCCCUGGGAAAACCACCUGCCUGAUCAUGGUGUCUCCCCUGCCAGGUAAGUAUGACCCCACCACCCACCGCCCGCAGCCCCUGCCCGCCGCACGCACCCACAACACACGCCCACCGCCACCCCGGCCCCGCCAGCCCCGCACGCAGCCGGGCCCCAAAAUCCGCGCCCCGUUCCGCACGGCCCGGCCCGCGCAGCGCCCGCGGACGCGCGAGGGCAGCGGGAGAGCGCGGGGGAUUUUCUUCCCGGCAUGCGGCGCGGCGCUGCCUCAUUUGCAUGGACACGCCCCCAGCCGCGGAGCGCCGGCCCCGCUCCCGGGCGCUGCUGCCGGCGGUACCGGAGCUGCCGGGUCGCCUCCCGCCCGCGCUGCCCGAGGUGUCCAAAGUGCUGCUGGGCGCCCACGCGCUCCUGGCCAAUGGCUCUGUCAUGUCCCGCGUGGGCACCUCGCAGAUCGCCCUGGUCUCCAAGGCCUACAACGUGCCAGUCCUGGUCUGCUGCGAGACCUACAAGUUCUGCGAGCGGGUGCAGACGGAUUCUUUUGUCUCCAACGAGCUGGGUUUAAAGGGGUCCAGGAUGUGGUGUGGGCUGUUCCAGGGAGACGUGGUAACACCUCGGGGUGAAGUCAGCGCAGUGACAGCAGCGCCACGGGCUGCGACAGGUGGAAGGAACUGUCCCAUCACUCGACGCCCCGAGAGAAUGAUUGGACAGGAAUGAACGCCACUAAUUACCAAUGGAAGCCCCGGAGACGGAGCAUUCACCGCGAGGAUCCAAAUCCCACCAAUUCCGGACCGAGGGGGUGUAAGAGGGAGUGUCGGGCUGCCGCUCGGGGUUUCCAAGGGAGCACCCGCUGUGUCAGGGUGGUGAUGCCCUGUGUCGUGUUCCGGCUUGCCGACAGGGGACUCGG
Messenger RNA from Oenanthe melanoleuca, 1014 nucleotides. RefSeq names its product translation initiation factor eIF-2B subunit delta-like. Bases 165 to 824 code for a protein of 219 amino acids. NCBI's taxonomy places the organism in Eukaryota, Metazoa, Chordata, Aves, Passeriformes, Muscicapidae. The transcript has 3 exons. The record is from RefSeq and is a predicted model, not a curated record.